Macrobrachium nipponense is the source of this 1227-nucleotide messenger RNA. RefSeq lists its product as uncharacterized. NCBI's taxonomy places the organism in Eukaryota, Metazoa, Arthropoda, Malacostraca, Decapoda, Palaemonidae. The transcript is spliced from 6 exons. The record is from RefSeq and is a predicted model, not a curated record. Bases 131 to 490 code for a protein of 119 amino acids.
ACUUGGCAUCUCCUCCUCCUCCCAGUCGUAGACCGCAUCGUUACCCAGAGUGGAUUGACUGAGGGACAAACGUCUUCCCACGGGAGCCGCCACCUCCUCCAACCAGAAACCUGACGUUUCAUAAUCCAGCAUGAUAUCCAGAGUUAUUGCAGCAUACUUUUUGGGUCUGGGCCUUGCAGUUGCCAUGGUGGGCAUGGUACAGGCACAGAACGAUACUGGUGGGACUUCCAUCGAAGUUUCAGCUGACGUUGAUGACUCAUAUAAAUAUGACCAGUUCAUCGAUGUCAUGCUUGGAACUGGGCAAACCGUGGUACAGGUUGUUCAGUCAAUCCUUGGCAUGAAGGAUCCAGAUAAGGAGUGCUGUAUGGAUGGGGCCGUGAAACGUGAAAAUGGAGAGACAUGGACCAAUGACAAAGGUGCUAACUGUAAAUGCAACACCGGCAACAUCGCUUGUACAUUUAGCAACGUGACUGCUCCAGCCACACCUUAAGAUGAAAGGCAAUGAGGUUCCCGCUGUCAGCAUCCCCAGCUGACAUUGUGAUGCCAUCAACACGAUUUCAUCUUCAACAUUGUCCAUUUUUCGUGUCUUGAAGCGCAAGGGGUCAGGUAGAAAUUGUGCGGGUCUUCAGCAUAACGUAAAUUUACAAGAGUACUUUUUUAGAGUUUUUCAAAGUUUUUAAGGUUUGAGACUUGAAUAGACUUAAAGUUAUUCAGUAAUGGUAAGGUUUUAAAGUUGAAUUAUUCCAUCGUGUACUGUAUGUCCCUAUAGCAAAUGCAUAAUUAACGCCUUUGUAGUAUCUAAGCAUUUACUUAUUAUCUUGUUGGAAGCUACGCUGUGAAUUGCAGGUGCAAUUUGUUAUAUCAUGUUUGUAAUGCAGUGCUUAUUCCAUCUCAGUAAAUAAAAUCAUAAUUGCAGAUAUUUAAAUAUAGGCAGACUUUAGAAAUUCACACGAACGUGUACCCAGAAAUGAUUGUUAACAAAUAAAGUUUUUCCAGCACAAAAGUUUAAUUGCCUUAUACGAGUAUGUAAUGCAUAUUGGAUUAGAGUUCUUUACGUUUUGUAGUUUUAUUAAGUUUUCGGUUGUGUAGUUAUGAUGCAUAAAUUUCCAGGACCUGGCACCCUCCUCCUGCAACGUGGUUGAGGUUCAACAAAGGUUUUCCUUUGUCUGUCGUGUGGCAUAUUUUGUUCGCCCAUUCCUUGUAAGAGAAAAUUACAGUGUAAUAAUA